Tribolium madens (black flour beetle) is the source of this 10675-nucleotide messenger RNA. RefSeq names its product CAP-Gly domain-containing linker protein 2 (gene CLIP-190). The coding region runs from base 84 to 10490 and encodes 3468 amino acids. Lineage: Eukaryota; Metazoa; Arthropoda; Insecta; Coleoptera; Tenebrionidae. The transcript is spliced from 3 exons. The record is from RefSeq and is a predicted model, not a curated record.
ACGACACACACAACACAAAACAACACAACACAUUGCAUGCGUCCCAACCCUCAAACUUUUUAGAACUGCAGGUACAAUUAAGCAUGCUUAAAAAUUCGUACGGGCAGCUGGCAUCACAGUUUGAUAUAUUGAGAAAGGAAAAUGGUUAUCUCUUAGCGCGUUUGCAAAAUGCUGUAAAUAAUGGUAAUCCGAAUGUGGUUAGUAAUGUGCUACGGAGACUGACACAAGCGAAUCAACAGUACAACGUUUUUAGAAAUGCGAUGCAAGCUGAUAAUUUUAAUUUGCAAAAAACACUUCAAUAUUCAAUGUUGCAGUUGCAAGACAGAGACCGUGCUUUGAACAACCAAAACAUUCAAAUUAAAAAUCUCCAACAAAUCAUUCGCUCGCUUCCGAUCCAAUGUAGAAACUUUGCUCUUUCGGGAAAUAACUUUGAGACUAAUGACUGUUCUAAUUUAUCCGUGGAUAAUAAAAAAAUGGCAGAUUUGAUAAAGACGAAAGAAGGAGAAGUACAAAAUUUGCGGAAACAAAUUAGUUCACUACUAGUCGAAUAUAGUAAUCUUAAGUCUCCAAAUAAUAUUUGCAUUCAAAAACCAUGUUUGUGUGCAGAAGCACAACAUCAUGUUAAAAAAGUACAACAAAUUGUUACACCAACACCACCGAAAAUUGUGCGCGUGUUGGUACCAGUAGUUCAACCUAAAGUUGUGGUUAAAGAAGUGAAAGUACCACAAAUUGGUGGUCAGCGUUGUCCACCUCCGAGAAUAGAAAAAAUCGAAGUACCGAAAGUGAUUAUUCAAAAAGUACCGUUCGAGGUCCCUGUACCAUCAAAAUGUACCCUUCCAGAUUUAUCGACUUUGUACAAUUGUAAAUCAUUGGAGAAGUCAAUUGACGAGCUUUCGCUACCUAAUUUUAGUCUUGCUGACAUUUUCAAAUUUAAACAAACCCUAUUAUCUUUAAUCACGCGACAAAAGAAUUGCAUGGCAUCGUCGAUAACAACUAAAAUUUGUACAAAUUUACCAAAAAUAAAUGUACCCCAAUCGUGUCUCGCACCUUCUUCAAUUGUUGACAGUUUGGUUAUGAGUGGUUACAGCACUUCUGUUGUCACUUCGUAUAAAGAAUCUCUAUUGCUUCUUUUGCAAAAUGUACAAAAUUGUUCCCUCCAGGGCAAAAACUAUGCUGGUAUUCAACAAACAAAAGUUGAUAAACUAAGUGGAGCAAAUUGCCCAAAAUUGCCUGUUUUGAAAUUGUCAGAAGGUUGCUUUGAGCCGGUUGAAAUUGUCAAUAGUGUUGAUUUAGGAGGCUACAGUCCUUCAGACUCUGAUAAUUAUAAGCAAUCACUUUUAAAAAUGUUGAAUAAGUUACAGAAAUGUACUUUAAACCUACAUUCAGUUUCAGGUUUUAGCAGUAUACCACCUGCGCUGUCAAAUAAUAAUUUGCAAAACAAUUGUUCACAUUUACGAUUACCUUUGUUGGAAGCACCACAGACUUGUUUAUCACCUUCACAAUACACACAAAAUUUAGUUAUUCAAGGUUACAAUCCUACCGACAUUUCUUUAUUUAAACAGUCUUUGUUAGGUCUCAUUGAAAAAUUACAAAAUUGUAGAGAUUCUCCAAAUUACAGUCAAAAAGCGGUAUCAAAUGGAGGUUUGUUACUCACCCAACAACCUCCACAAUCAACCUGUGGAAAUCUUCCAAAACUACCAACUGUCGGAAAUUGUGUAGCACCUCCUGAAAUAAUAAAUCAAGUAAAUUUGAAUUCAUUCUCCAAACUAGAAGCAGAAAUAUUUAAGCAAACUUUACUGGAAUUAUUACAUUUACAACAAAAAUGUUGUUCGAAGCAAACUUCGCAAGUUGUUGAAAAGCCAGUAUAUGUCCGUAUCCCUGUUGAGCUACCGCCUAGAACCGUGGUCAAAAAGGUACAAACAGUUCAGCCUCCGAGAAUUAUCGUUAAACAAGUUCCAGUACCGGUGCUACAACCACCCCAAAUUAUCACUAAACAAGUUUAUGUCCCGGCGAGUACUAAAUGUAAACCUAUUAUUCAACAAGUACCUGUGAAAUAUGCGGUACCAGUGAAAAUUAAAAUUCCAGUUCGCAUUCCAGUCACAAAACCAUGUCACUUACCCAACAUUGAUAUUUUUGACUGUUCUCCUUUCACUAGAGCUGUUGAUUCUUUAGAUUUAUCCGGUUACAAUCCAUCUGAUGUCUCUGAAUUUAAGGAAAGUCUUUUAUCAUUAAUUAAUAAACAAAGAAUGUGCUCUCUGACGGUACCAACAUCAGCAUCAAUUAUUAAUCCUUAUAUUUCUUCCAACAAUCAACCAAAAGUGUCAUUGGGAACGUCUCGAUGUAAUUUACCUGAUUUAUCUCAAUUACAGGGUUGUAUAACCCCACAAAUGCUUGAAUCAUUUAGAAUUUCACCUGUAUGUAGUCAUCAUGAGGUUCUUACGUUUAAACAAACCCUUUUGGGUAUAGCAGCAGUUCAAAGAAACUGCGUAAUGCGAAAUGAUAAUCCACCUCCAAUGUCUUCUGAUGAUUUACAAGACGAACUUCCAAGAAAGCAGUUGCAAAGUAUUCAUCAGCAUGAGAAUAAAACACCGAAACCCAAUGGUGUGUCUCCUAAUUUGUUCACGAAACAGUUAGUUCCGAAAGUUAUUGUGAAAGAAAUUCGAGUACCGGUGAAAGUACCAGUGCCAGUGCGUGUGAUGCAACCUCCAAGAAUUUUAGUGAAACAAGUGCCCGUGCCGAUACUACAACCACCAAAAAUUAUUAUAAAACAAGUACCAAUUCUUAUCAAUAAAACUAAUUCAAAACCGUUGAUUAUCUACAAAGAAAAGCCAGUAAUGGUUCAAUUACCUCCACGUGUCUUGAUUAAACAAGUACCUGUUAAAGUUUUUGUUCCAGUUCAAGCUAAAGUAUCAACUGACUGUCACUUGCCUUCGAUAAAUAUUAAUAGUUGCUCUGAUUUACAAAACGAAAUUAAUUCUUUGGUAGUAGGAGGUUUUAAUUCAGAGGAAGUGAAUAGUUUUAAACAAAAUCUUUAUUCAGUUCUUAUGCAACAAAGAAAUUGUAUUCAAUGUCAUUUGCCUGAUGUAAAUAUACAAGGAUGUGAGGCAUUUGAUCAACAAAUUGGAUCAAUGAAUAUUCCAGGUUACAAUCAAUGGGAUGUGGAAAUAUUUAAACAAAAACUUAUUUCGAUACUUGCUCAGCAAAAACAAUGUUUAGCUUCUACUAAUGGUGGGGAUCAAGAAUCGAAAGCACCACAACCUUAUAGAGUUAUUGCGAAGCAAGAACCAAUUCCAGUUCCACAAACUGCGAAAAUAAUAUACAAACAAAUUCCUGUGUUUACAAAAUGUGAUAAAAAACCGGUAAUUAUCGUGAAAGAGAAACCAGUGCCGAUUUUGCCGACUCCUCGUGUUAUUGUGAAACAAGUACCAAUAAGAGUAGGAGAUGAUGGUACUAAACGUCAACAACCUGGUACCACAAAGUUACAUUCUUCUGAACUGAAAUGCCAUUUGCCUAGUAUAAAUAUACAGGGAUGUGCAGAUUUGAUACAACAAAUCAAUUUGGCAGAUAUGUCGAGUUAUGAUUCACUAGAAGUUCUGAAUUUCAAACGAAAUCUAUUGUCGAUGUUUUUGGAACAAAGAAAAUGUAUACAAAAGUCGGUGCCAAACGGGCCAACUACUCAUCAACCAGUUUAUAUAAGAGUUCCAGUUAAGGUACCAGUUCGCGUAGAAGUACCAAAAGAGGUAAUUAGAGAGGUUAAAGUACCUGUUCCGGUACUACAACCUCCUAGAAUCAUAAUCAAGCAAGUACCUGUUCAAGUGCCUCAAUCUCCUAGAGUCAUAAUUAAGCAAAUACCAAUUAUGACCAAAUGUGAUCACAAACCAAACGUUGUAGUCCAGGAAAAACCGGUUCAGAUUCCUUCACCGCCACGAAUUGUUAUCAAGCAAGUACCGGUUAGAGUUCCAGUUUCUACAAACUUACGUUGUCACUUACCUAGACUAAAUAUCAAUAAUUGUGAAGAUCUACGAAAUGUUGUUGGAUCAUUAUCUGUGCCUGAUUAUGAUGGAUUCGAAGUGAAUCGUUUUAAAAAAGAUAUUUUGUUACUGCUUAAUAAACAAAGAAAUUGCAUAAAGUGUAAAUUACCUGAUCUACAAGUAAUUGCAGGGUGUCAUGCACUACAAAAUCAAAUUCAAUCUCUACCUCUAUCAAACUUUAAUUCUUGGGAUGUACACAUGUUUAAACAAAAUCUCUUGUCACUUCUCGACGGCCAAAGAAAGUGUGUCCUACAAUCUGGUAGUCUUGUUAGGAACAAUAUUGUACCUGAGGGAGAACACGGUGAAACUAUCAAUCCAGGUAUUGUACCAUCUUGCGUUCCAAAAAUAGUGGAAGUACCAAAAGAAGUUGUAAAAGAGGUAAUAAAAGAAAUUCGUGUCCCAGUAAAACAACCAGUCGAAGUACCAAAAGAAGUUAAAGUUUUUGUGCCGCAAGCUCCCAGAAUUUUAAUAAAACAAGUAGAAGUACCAGUACCUCAGCCUCCUAAAGUGAUCGUGAAAGAAGUCCCAGUUAUAAAUGAAAAUUGUGAUCAACAGCCAAAGAUUAUAGUGAAAGAAAAACCUGUUCAUAUACCGGUGCCUGGACGUACCAUCACCAAAGAAGUACCGGUUAGAGUCAAUGUACCUGUGAGGAUUCCUGUUAAAUCAGAGUGUCACUUGCCUGUUGUGAAUGUUAAUACUUGCAACGAUAUACAAAGUGAGAUUGAUUCUAUAGUUUUGAAUGGCUACAAUUUGGUAGAAGUGAAUAACUUCAAACAAAAACUUUUCAGUUCGUUUAUGCAGCAAAGAAACUGCUUACAGUGCAGGUUGCCACAGGUGAAUGUAGUGGGAUGUGAAGACUUGCAGAAACAAGUUGAUUCGAUUAAUAUACAGAAUUACAGUUCUUUGGACAUAGCAAAUUUCAAAGAAAAUUUGUUCAACAUGCUUCUCAACCAACGAAAAUGUAUGCAAAAACAAUUAGAACGUUUUAUUUCUCCUAACCAGGGAUUGAAACGUCUUCCUGGUCACACAAUAUUAAGCACUGCAAGUGACGAGUAUCCUCGAAUUACAGCACAACCUUGCGUACCUAAAGAAAUAAUUAAGGAGGUCAAAGUUCCUGUAAAAGUUUUUGUAAAAGAGCCUCCAAAAAUUGUUAUAAAAAAAGUAUCAAUACCACAACCUCCUCGAAUUAUAAUCAAACAAGUACCAACAGUAAAAUAUGAGCGUAACCAGAUUAGAAACGGAGGAGCAGUACCUGAAAUAACACCAAGCGCUCCAAGCAAUGAGCAGUCUGGAGUUCCAAAAUGUGUACCUAAAGAAAUAAUUAAGGUGGUUAAGGUUCCUGUAAAAGUUUUUGUGUCACAACCUCCGAAAAUUGUGACGAAAGAAAUACCAGUACCGAGAAUACUAAUUAAGCAAGUACCGGUUUUAAAAUGUGAUUACAAUCAGAUUAGAAAAGAAGAAGAAGUACCUGGUCAAAAUUCUGCCUAUGGUUAUAUCAAUAAAGGUUCACCCAACUCACUACCAUAUUCUAAUUACGAUUCAGUGUUUUUGAAGAGAAAUGUUUGCGAAGAUUUGCAAAAUGAAAUUAAUUCGUUGGUUCUACCUGUUCCUGACUCUCCACAAAUACCCGACUUUAAACAAAAACUAGUAUCAUUUAUUUUACAACAAAGAAAGUGUGGACAAUGUAGGUUACCCAGUUUGGGUAUUGGUGGAUGUCAAAAUUUACAAAACCAAGUUGCUUCUUUAAAUAUGCCGAAUUAUGUUUCUUCAGAGGUUCAAACGUUCAAAAAUAAUUUAUUAAAUUUGCUUUUGCAACAACGAAAUUGUGUGAAAUCUGAUUGUGAAGCCAAAGUAAUUAAAGUUCCUGUCGAUAGAUUUAUUUAUCAUAGGGUUCCUGUAAAAAUACCGGUGAAAGAAAUUGUAGAAGUACCUAAAAAAGUUAUCGUCCCGGUGAAAGUACCAAUAAUUAAACAAGUUCCCGUCAGAGUACCCGUAAAACAAAUCGUUGAGGUACCAAAAGAAGUGAUAAAGGAAAUAGUUAAGGAAGUUCGAGUCCCUGUGAAGGAAGUUGUUGAAGUACCAAAAGAAGUUAUUAAAAAAGUAUCAAUUAUGGUACCACAACAACCGAAAGUUGUAGUUAAACAAGUACCUGUGGCGGUACGUCAACCACCUAAAGUGAUUAUUAAACAAGUACUAGUGCCAACUAAAUGUGAUCAUAAACCGAAUGUAAUUGUUAAGGAAAAACCAGUACAAGUGCCAGUAUAUUCGCCCCCUAUAGUAAAACAGGUACCAGUCAAGAUUUUAGUUAAAUCGGAGUGUCAUUUGCCACAAAUAGAUUUCAGUAAUUUGGAUACAUGUGGAGACGUUCACAGUUUGCUUGGAUCUUUAGCUAUUCCAGGGUAUAGCUUAAAAGAAGUUGACCGCUUUAAAGAAAAACUUUUGGCCGUAUUUGCACAACAGAGGAAUUGUGCUCAAUGUAGACUACCGGAUAUAGAUAUCAACCAGUGUGGAGGAUUACAACACCAAGUGGAUUCGUUAAAUAUACAGAACUCUAAUCUCUGGGAGGUUCAGACUUUCAAACACAAGCUUUUAACGGUACUUCUGAAUCAAAGAAAUUGUGUGGUACAACCUGAAUGUCGACCACAAGUAAUUAAAGUUCCUGUCGAUAGACCAGUUUACAGGGAAAUUCCAGUUAACAUUCCGGUGAAACAAAUUAUCGAGGUACCAAAAGAGAUCAUCCGGGAAAUUAAGGUUCCAGUUUACAAACAGGUGCCUGUGCGAGUCCCUGUGAAACAAAUUGUUGAGGUUCCAAAAGAUGUUAUUAAAGAAGUGAAAGUAGAAGUUCCAAAAGAAGUGAUAAAAGUAGUUAAAGUUCCAGUUCGAGUUCCCAUACUUCAACCCCCGAAAGUGUUGGUAAGGGAAGUAACAGUUCCGGUGCCACAACCCCCCAAAAUUAUUGUAAAACAGGUACCUAUCAUCAUUUCUAAAUGUACUCAGAAACCUAGAAUUGUGGUAAAAGAGAAACCUGUACCGAUUCAACUACCACCUCGUAUUAUAAUUAAGGAGGUACCAGUGAAAGUUAAAGUCUCAGUACCAGUUGGAGAAAAAAAUGAGUGUCAUUUACCUACCAUAAAACUGAAUAGUUGCGAAGAUAUACAGAACCAGAUUGCAUCUUUAGUUAUUUCGGGUUACAGCGUGCAAGAAGUGCAGCAAUUUAAACAGAAUUUGUUGUCGGUACUUUUCGGUCAACGGAAUUGUUUGCAGUGCCAUCUACCUGACAUUAGUGUUUACGGAUGUACAGGAUUGGAAAAUCAAAUAGCAGCAAUCCAUCUACCAAAUUUAAAUGCACUUGAAGCUCAUAGAUUCAAACAUAACCUUUUUACAAUGUUACUCAAACAGCAACAAUGUGGACCACGACGUGAAUACUAUCCUGAAGUUCUUCAAUUUUCUCCACCUAAAACUGCUUCAUUAAUAAGUGAAGAUUUAAAUCCAAAUGUAAUAUACGGUAAUGGUGGGGCAAGAAACCUUAACAUCCCCGAGAUGAAGAAAGAGGCUUGUAAGCCAAGGGUUUUGGUUAAAGAAGUACCGAUAUCAGUACCACGAGCUCCUAAAGUAAUCGUUAAACAAGUACCUGUGAUAACAAAAUGUGACCAAAAACCACAAAUUAUUAUCAGGGAAAAACCUGUGCCAGUACCAUCGGCGCCUCGAAUUGUCAUUAAGGAAGUACCCGUGAGUUCAAAAUGCUAUCUUCCUAAAAUAAAUGUGGCCACGUGUGACAAAAUACAAUCGCAGAUCGAAAACCUUGAGAUUCCGAAUUACAGUUCUUUGGAGGUAACCCAAUUUAAACAAAAUCUUUUAACCAUUCUCACUAGACAAAAGAGUUGUACUUUACAUCACUGUGCUAGAAAAGAGUGUCAUCUACCAAAUAUAAAUAUCAAAGGUUGUUCUUAUUUAGAGAACCAAAUUGGUGUAUUAUCUUUCCCUGAUUUUAACCCUGGAGAAGUUCAAACAUUCAAACAAAAUUUGUUGUCAUUGCUUUUACAACAGCAAAACUGUCAAAAAAAUGGUUCUUUGAACAAACGCGUACCAGUAAACGUGUCGACGGAGCCUCAGAAGGUGGUAGUACCACAAGUUCCUUUUCCACAAUCUCCAAAUAUUGAAAACCAUCAGAGGCCACAACAGGGUAACGUACCUUUACCAUCUAAUGCACAUGUAAAUAGGGCAGGAGAAGGAAGUCAACUACCCUUACAAGAUGGAGUACCCAAACUUCACAAAGCAGCACAAGAAGGUGGGACACCCAUGUAUCCGAGAGAAGGAGCUUCAGGGUUUCCUACCCUGACUCCAUUUAGCUUCGAUUACUGUCGUUUGCCAGAUUUAAGUCUAAGCAAUUGUGAAGAUUUAGAAAGCCAAGUAAGAGAAUUGUUUGUUCCAAAGUGCAACACUGCUGACGUUUUUAAAUUUAAACAAGGUUUGUUCUUAUUACUUGCGCAACACAAAAUUUGUAACAAAGAAAUAAAUCCUCUUCGUGAAAACUCUUCAGGCACUCCUAGUUCUCUAAGACUUCCAACAAAUUAUCAAAAUAGCUGUCGUUUGCCCCGAAUUGACCUUCACGGUUGUACUAAUCUGCAAAACAAAAUCGAAUCAUUAAAUUUAAAUAAUUACGAUUUGGUUUCAGUUGCUGAAUUCAAACAAAAUUUGCUUUCGGUACUUUUGGACCAAAGAAGGUGCAUUAGUUCAGGAUCUGAAAAUUGUCAACCAAAAAUUGUUAAAGUUCCGGUUGAAAUACGCGUUCCGUAUCCGGUACCACAAGCUCCUAAGAUUAUAGUUAAACAAGUUCCCGUUUUCAUUAAACAGAAUCCCGAAAUUGUAAUAAAAUAUGUGCCAGUUCAUGCAUCACCUAAAAACGUUGUUCUGAAACAUGUACCAGUUAGAGUACCAGUAAAAGUGCCGGUACGUGAGCAAGUACCUGUUAGAGUACCAAUUCCGGUCCAGGUUCCUGUUAAACCUGAAAUUACCGAUACUCCAGUUUAUAUUCAAAAACCAGUUGUUACUAAAGAAGUACCAGUAAAUUUGUGUCCGAAACCACAAAUUAUAAUUAAGGAAAUACCUGUUGAAAAGAAAGUUUUUGUUCCGCAGUCUUGCAAUUCUGAAUCUGACGAUAAUAAUAAUAAUAAUAAGAUUUUGAUGCCACAGUCAGUUAAACCUAUUAUAAAACAAAUCCCUGCUCCGGUUAAGGAACCUUUGAAGGUUCUAGUCAAAAAAGUACCAGUAUAUAUUAAAACACCAGUACCAGUAAGAAUACCACAGCUAAAAAUAGUGGAGAAACAAGUGCCGGUUCGCAUUGAGGUACCACCAAAAGUAAUAAUUAAGGAAGUUAAAGUACCAAUGCUGAAUGGUAAGUCGUGUCCACCACCUAAAGUUGUAAUGGAGAAGGUACCAGUGCCUCAACCUCCACAAAUUAUUACAAAACCGGUACUUGUUUCAGUGCCUUGUAAUUCUUCAAAAUUGAGUCAGAUGUGUGCUUUACCGACAUUGCCACUUCCAAAAAUUUGCGAGAGUCCUGAAAAUGUAGUAAACGGAAUAUUUUUGGGCGGUUUUGGGUCAAAUGACUUUGAAUUAUUUAAACAAAAUUUGUUGCAAUUGCUUAAACACCAGCAGCAUUGUAACUUCUCCCCUAAAGCUGCACAAUUAGAUGCUGCGAAAUUUCCAUCAAAGUCGUUUUUAUGUCAAACAAACAGAGAAAGAUUAAUGAAACGCUUGCAUAAUUACGGAUCCCAAUUAUGUCGGUAUAAGAAAAUGAUGAAACAGUUACAACUUCGAUUCAAUGGUUUGUUGAAUUUGAGACAAGAACAGUUACCUGCAGUUCCUCUUCCCAUGUUGCAUGUUAUGAAAUCUGUCUCUCCUUCCGUUCCUUUACGACCCUUCCAGCAUGUAUCGUCGGUCUCUGCCACUCGGGCAACAUUUGUCAGAAACCUAAACCAAGUUUACAAACACACACAAGCAGCAUUACAACAUUGCAUGGAUGCUAUUUUGGCUCAGUCAUUAACUCACUCACAGAUUAACGCGAAAUGUAACAAUUGUCACCAGCUUAUCCAGGAUAAAGAACUGGCGGAAAAUCAAAUCAAGUUCCUCAAUUCAAUUAUUGUGGAUAUGCAGAAGAAGACCGAAGAGCAAAGAGCGAGGAUUGAAAUCUUGGAAUCAGGAUAUAGCCCGGCUAUGGCUGACGAAUUGAAAUUGAUGGGUUCUAUUCAGCGACAAGUGCCUCCAAGAAUUUAUUGCGAUAUCUGCGAAGAGUUUGAUUUACACGAAACGGAAGACUGCCCCAAACAAAACACCGAUUUAGUGCCAGCGAAUGGAGGACAGCGGGAACAUAAACAUGUAGCAGAAAGGCCAUACUGCGAAAUAUGUGAAGCCUUUGGUCAUGCCACGGAAGAUUGCCAGGAGGAUCAAACAUUUUAGAAAAUAUAUUGUUAUUAAUAAUUUAUUUAUCAAAUUAAUAAAUAUCUUGUAAAAAAUGCCUAGUUAACAUUUGUUUAACAAAAAUGAGUUGUUUUGUAAGACACUAUCCGUUGAAGAGGUAUUUGUAAAUAAGGAAUGUGAAUCAUAAUUAUUUAAUAAAUAUAUUUUUCUGUUAUUAACAGUUA